UGUGAUAAAAUAAAAUAUCUUAUGUUCUGUUUGUGUUGUUCAGUAUUUCCCAGGUUAUGAGUUCUGUCUCUCCACUAUCCAGCUGUGUCUCUAUAAAGACUGUCAUGGAUCCUCCUCUAAUAUUAACAGAGGGAGACUCCUCAUCUGGACACAGUGUAAAACAGGUAAAGAGACCAGACUCAUCAUUACCCAGCUGUGUCUCCAUGAAGAGUGAUAUGUCUAUGGAUCAUCCUCUUGUAUUCAAAGAUGGAGAGCCGUCACCUGGACACAGUGUCCUGCAGAUGGGUGGAAACAGAAAGGACAAGAAGAUCGUCACAGAUCCAGGGUGUGAACCUUCAUAUGCUGGAACAGAUGUUCAGGAAAAAUGCAAAUUAAAACUGAUAAAGAAAUUUCAGCACAUGAGCGAGGUGAUAACAGACCAGGGAAACCCAACACUGCUCAAUGAGAUCUACACAGAGCUCUACAUCACAGAAGGAGACAGUGGAAAAGUCAAUAAUGAACAUGAGGUGAGACAGAUUGAGGCAGCAUCCAGGAGAGCAGCUACAGAGGAAACACCAAUCAAAUGUAGUGACAUCUUUAAGCCUUUACCUGAAGAAGACAAACCCAUCAGGAGCGUUCUGACAAAGGGAGUCGCUGGCAUUGGAAAAACAGUCUGUGUGCAGAAAUUCAUUCUAGACUGGGCUGAAGGGGAAACAAAUCAGGAUGUUCAUCUCAUAUUUCCACUUCCUUUCAGAGAGCUCAAUCUGAUGAAGGAUAAACUACUGAGUCUGAUGGAGCUUCUUCAUUUCUAUAUUAAGGAGAUAAAAGAAACAAACAUUUCCAGCCUGCACAAAUUUCUGUUUAUUUUUGAUGGUUUGGAUGAGUGUCGUUUCCCUCUGGAUUUCCAGAACACAGUGAGAGUGUGUGAUGUAACUGAACCAGCAUCAGUGGAUGUGCUGCUGAUUAACCUGAUCAAAGGGAAUCUACUUCCCUCUGCUCUCGUCUGGAUCACCUCCAGACCUGCAGCAGCUGAUCAAAUCCCCUCUGAGUCUUUUAAUCGAGUCACCGAGGUACGAGGGUUCAAUGACCCACAGAAGGAGGAAUAUUUCAGGAAGAGGAUCAGAGAUCAGAGCCUGAGCAACAGAAUCAUCACACACCUGAAGUCAUUAAGAAGCCUCUACAUCAUGUGCCACAUCCCGGUCUUCUGCUGGAUUUCAGCCACUGUUCUAGAGAGACUGUUGGGUAAAGCAGAGAGUGGAGAGAUCCCCAAAACUCUGACUCAAAUGUACACACACUUCCUCAUCAUUCAGACAAACAUCAUCAAGAAAAAGUACACAGAGAGCAGAGAGACAGAUAAUGAAAUGGUCCUGAAACUGGGUAAACUGGCAUUUCAGCAGCUGAUGAAAGGCAACCUGAUCUUCUAUGAGGAAGACCUGAUGGAGUGUGGCAUCGAUGUGACAGAAGCAUCAGUGUAUUCAGGUGUGUGUACACAGAUCUUCAGAGAGGAGUUUGGGCUUCACCAGAGUAAAGUGUACUGCUUUGUUCAUCUGAGCAUUCAGGAGCACCUCGCAGCUCUGUAUGUGCACCUGACCUUCAUGAAUGAAAAGAAAAAUGUUCUUCAGUGUUAUUCAGCAUUAUAUAGUCAACAGAGUCUGUUGUCUAAGAUUUGGGCACCUUUUAAAAAAGUUCCAAUCUCAGAUGUACACAAGAGUGCAGUAGAUCAGGCUUUACAGAGUGAAAAUGGACAUCUGGAUCUUUUCCUUCGCUUUCUUCUGGGUCUCUCACUGGAGUCCAAUCAGAUCCUCUUACAAACCAGACACGGAAACAAAAGAAGUAUCUCCUACAGUAAGCAGGAAACAGUUCAUUACAUCAAGGAGAAGAUCAGAGAGAAUCCCUCCACAGAGAAAUCCAUCAAUCUGUUCCACUGUCUAAAUGAACUGGAAGAUCAUUCUCUAGUUGAGGAAAUCCAACACUACAUACAGUCUGGAAAUUUACAACAUACUGAACUUUCUCCUUCUCAGUGGUCAGCUGUGGUGUUUGUGUUACUGACAUCAGUGCAGGAACAGGAUGUGUUUGUCCUGAAGAAAUAUAUUAACAAACACUGUACAUCAGAUGAGGUUCUUCUGAAGCUCCUGCCUGUGGUUGCAGCCUCCAGAAAAGCUGAGUUGAAUAAUUGUGGUCUAAAUAAGAAAAGUUGUGCAGUUUUGGCCUCAGUGCUCAGCUCUGAAUCCUCAAAUCUGAGAGAACUGAAUCUGACUGGGAAUAAACUCAGAGUCUCAGGAGUGAAGAGUCUCUCUGCUGGACUGGAGAAUCCUCACUGUAAACUGGAGACACUGAGGUUGUGUGAUUGUGAAAUCUCAGAUGAAGGCUGUGCUGCUCUGACUUCAGCUCUGAGAUCAAACCCCUCACACCUGAGAGAACUGGAUCUGUCUGGGAAUAAACUCAGAGACUCAGGAGUGAAGAGUCUCUCUGCUGUACUGGAGAAUCCUCACUGUAAACUGGAGACACUGAGGUUGUGUUAUUGUGAAAUCUCAGAUGAAGGCUGUGCUGCUCUGAGUUCAGCUCUGAGAUCAAACCCCUCACACCUGAGAGAACUGGAUCUGUCUGGAAAUAAACUCAGUGACUCAGGAGUGAAGAGUCUCUCUGCUGUACUGGAGAAUCCUCACUGUAAACUGGAGACACUGAGGUUGUGUGAUUGUGAAAUCUCAGAUGAAGGCUGUGCUGCUCUGAGUUCAGCUCUGAGAUCAAACCCCUCACACCUGAGAGAACUGGAUCUGUCUUGGAAUAAACUCAGAGACUCAGGAGUGAAGAGUCUCUCUGCUGUACUGGAGAAUCCUCACUGUAAACUGGAGACACUGAGGUUGUGUGAUUGUGAAAUCUCAGAUGAAGGCUGUGCUGCUCUGAGUUCAGCUCUGAGAUCAAACCCCUCACUCCUGAGAGAACUGGAUCUGUCUAGGAAUAACCUCAGUGACUCAGGAGUGAAGAGUCUUUCUGCUGUACUGGAGAAUCCUCACUUUAAACUGGAGACACUGAGGUUGUGUGGUUCUGGUGUCUCAGAUGAAGGCUGUGCUGCUCUGAGUUCAGCUCUGAGAUCAAACCCCUCACACCUGAGAGAACUGGAUCUGUCUGGGAAUAAACUCAGUGACUCGGGAGUGAAGAGUCUCUCUGUUGUACUGGAGAAUCCUCACUGUAAACUGGAGACACUGAGAUUAUGUGGUUCUGGUGUCUCAGAUGAAGGCUGUGCUGCUCUGACUUCAGCUCUGAGAUCAAACCCCUCACACCUGAGAGAACUGGAUCUUUCUAGGAAUAAACUCAGUGACUCAGGAGUGAAGAGUCUCUCUGCUGUACUGAAGAAUCCUCACUGUAAACUGGAGACACUGAGGUUGUGUGAAUGUGAAAUCUCAGAUGAAGGCUGUGCUGCUCUGAGUUCAGCUCUGAGAUCAAACCCCUCACACCUGAGAGAACUGGAUCUGUCUUGGAAUAACCUCACAGACUCAGGAGUGAAGAGUCUCUCUGCUGUACUGGAGAAUCCUCACUGUAAACUGGAGACACUGAGGUUGUGUUAUUGUGAAAUCUCAGAUGAAGGCUGUGCUGCUCUGAGUUCAGCUCUGAGAUCAAACCCCUCACACCUGAGAGAACUGGAUCUGUCUUGGAAUAAACUCAGAGACUCAGGAGUGAAGAGUCUCUCUGCUGUACUGGAGAAUCCUCACUGUAAACUGGAGACACUGAGGUUGUGUAAUUGUGAAGUCUCAGAUGAAGGCUGUGCUGCCCUGGGUUCAAACCCCUCACACCUGAGAGAACUGGAUCUGUCUGGGAAUAACCUCAGAGACUCAGGAGUGAAGAGUCUCUCUGCUGUACUGGAGAAUCCUCACUGUAAACUGGAGACACUGAGGUUGUGUGAUUGUGGUGUCUCAUAUGAAGGAUGUGCUGCUCUGACUUCAGCUCUGAGAUCAAACUCCUCACACCUGAGAGAACUGGAUCUGUCUGGGAAUAACCUCAAAGACUCCAGAAAAGGACCAGUGAAGAGUCUCUCUGCUGUACUGGAGAAUCCUCAUUGUAAACUGAAGACACUGAGGUUGUGUAAUUGUUGUGUCUCAGACGAAGGUUGUGCUGCUCUGACUUCAGCUCUGAGAUCAAACCCCUCACACCUGAGAAAACUGGAUCUGUCUGGAAAUUAUCUCAGAGACUCAGGACUGAAGAGUCUCUCUGCUGUACUGGAGAAUCCUCAUUGUAAACUGGAGACACUGAGGUCCUGUGAUUGUGAAAUCUCAGAUGAAGGCUGUGCUGCUCUGACUUUAGCUCUGAGAUCAAACCCCUCACACCUGAGAGAACUGUAUCUGUCUUGGAAUAAACUCAGAGACUCAGGAGUGAAGAGUCUCUCUGCUGUACUGGAAAAUCCUCACUGUAAACUGGAGACACUGAGGUUGUGUUAUUGUGAAAUCUCAGAUGAAGGCUGUGCUGCUCUGAGUUCAGCUCUGAGAUCAAACCCCUCACACCUGAGAGAACUGGAUCUGACUGGGAAUAACCUCAGAGACUCAGGAGUGAAGAGUCUCUCUGCUGUACUGGAGAAUCCUCACUGUAAACUGGAGACACUGAGGAUGCGUGGUUGUGAAAUCUCAGAUGAAGGCUGUGCUGCUCUGACUUCAGCUCUGACAUCAAACCCCUCACACCUGACAGUAUUGGAUCUGUCUUGGAAUAACCUCAGAGACUCAGGAGUAAAGAGUUUCUCUGCUGUACUGGAGAAUCCUCACUGUAAACUGGAGACACUGAGAUUAUGUGGUUCUGGUGUCUCAGAUAAAGGCUGUGCUGCUCUGAGUUCUGCUCUGAGAUCAAACCCCUCACACCUGAGAGAACUGGAUCUGUCUUGGAAUAAACUCAGUGACUCAGGAGUAAAGAGUCUCACUGCUGUACUGGAGAAUCCUCACUGUAAACUGGAGACACUGAGGUUGUGUAAUUGUGAAAUCUCAGAUGAAGGCAGUGCUGCUCUGACUUCAGCUCUGAGAUCAAACCCCUCACACCUGAGAGAACUGGAUCUGACUGGGAAUAAAUUCAGAGACUCAGGAGCGAAUCAGCUCUUCAGUCUUAAACUACAGAACUUGAGGUUGUGAAGAAGUUGUAUCUGAACCAGUCUGGCUGUUUUCCUGUUGAUCUCAUCAACAAGGAGUUUCCACCCACAGAACUGUGGCCGACUCAGUGUGUGUUUUAUUUUUCACUCCAUUCUGUGUAAAAUCUACGGACUGUUGUGUGUAAAAGCUCAGCAGGUUCUGAAAAACUCCAACCAGCAGGCAAAAACCAUGACACGGUUAAAGUCACAGAUAUCAGACUUAUGCUGUAUGAUUUUAUACAUUGUGCUGCUGCAUGACUGAUGAUUGGCUUCCUAAGAGUUCCUGAUAAUGUGGACAGUGAGUGUAUAUCUGUGCACUUUUUUAUUUCAAAUAAGCACUUUAAUGAAGUUCAGAAUGUUAUUAAUACUGUAAAAUACUUGAUAACCAAAAAAUAGCCAAACUUUCUGACACAGAAUUCAUUUACUGUUAUUUACUUUACACACACACACGCACACACACAGACACACACGCUUUCAUAAACAUUGUCAUCACAUGUUUUUCUCUUCUGCAUAAUUGAACCGACACACAAAAAAAAUCUAAACAUUAAAAACAGAAAGGAAAUGUUUCAUUAUGAAAUGUUUAUACAUGAAGGAAAUACCUGUAUGCAGAGAAAAUCAUAUUUUUCUCCUAGGUUUAUUAUCUCCUAGUGACGGGUAAUGUAAAUAAAAAAAUGUUUUAAUAGAAAUAA
Messenger RNA from Tachysurus vachellii, 5772 nucleotides. RefSeq names its product NACHT, LRR and PYD domains-containing protein 12-like. The record is from RefSeq and is a predicted model, not a curated record. Gene Ontology annotation, molecular function: protein binding. The transcript has 22 exons. The coding region runs from base 57 to 5087 and encodes 1676 amino acids. NCBI's taxonomy places the organism in Eukaryota, Metazoa, Chordata, Actinopteri, Siluriformes, Bagridae.